Messenger RNA from Pyrgilauda ruficollis (rufous-necked snowfinch), 1487 nucleotides. RefSeq names its product F-box protein 28 (gene FBXO28). The coding region runs from base 18 to 1070 and encodes 350 amino acids. Gene Ontology annotation, biological process: protein polyubiquitination. NCBI's taxonomy places the organism in Eukaryota, Metazoa, Chordata, Aves, Passeriformes, Passeridae. The transcript is spliced from 5 exons. Gene Ontology annotation, molecular function: protein binding. The record is from RefSeq and is a predicted model, not a curated record.
GAAGGACGGGCUGCAAGAUGGCGGCGCCGGAGGAGCGGCUCGUGUCGGAGGGCGAAGGCGGCGCCCCGGGCUCGGCGCGGCUCUCCCCGGCCCCGCUGCCGGAGGCCGCCGAGCCGCUGGCGCCCAUGGAGCCGCCGCCUCAGAGCAACACGCUCAUGGGGCUGCCCAUCGUGGCUAUCGAGAGCAUCCUCAGCUUCCUGUCCUACGAUGAGACGAGCCAGCUGCGCUUGGUUUGUAAGCGAAUGGAUUUGGUUUGCCAGAGAAUGUUAAAUCAGGGAUUUCUGAAAGUGGAAAGAUACCACAACUUGUGUCAAAAGCAAGUUAAAGCUCAACUUCCAAGACGGGAGUCAGAAAGGAGAAACCAUUCAUUAGCUCGCCAUGCAGACAUCCUUGCUGCUGUGGAAACGAGACUCUCGCUCCUAAAUAUGACUUUCAUGAAGUAUGUGGAUUCCAAUCUCUGUUGCUUCAUACCUGGAAAGGUAAUAGAUGAAAUUUAUCGAGUGCUAAGAUAUGUAAACUCCACAAGAGCUCCUCAGAGAGCUCAUGAAGUUCUUCAAGAACUAAGGGACAUUUCCUCCAUGGCUAUGGAAUAUUUUGAUGAGAAGAUUGUUCCAAUACUGAAAAGAAAGAUGCCUGGGUCAGAUGUAUCGGGACGUCUAAUAGGAACUGCCCCAGUUCCAGGGCCUUCUGCAGCACUGACAACAAUGCAGCUGUUCUCCAAGCAGAGCCCUUCCAGGCAGGAAGUCACCAAGCUGCAGCAGCAGGUGAAAGCCAACGGCACGGGCCUGACGGCGCUAAAGCGGGAGAUCUCGGAGCUGCGCGUCAAAGUGCAGGAGCAGCAGAAGCAGCUCCAGGAUCAAGACCAGAAACUGCUUGAGCAAACCCAAAUCAUUGGGGAACAGAACGCCCGCUUGGCCGAGCUGGAGCGCAAGCUGCGGGAGGUGAUGGAGAGCACAGUAGGGAAUUCUUCAGGUUCCGGCUCAAAUGAACAAUCUCCCAGGAAAAGGAGGAAGGCGGUGGAUUCCACAGACUGUCCUAGGAAAUCUAAACGCCUUCGGAACAGAAAAUAACUGGGGAGGAAAUGGCGCCUUCAGGAGGAUACACUGCUCUAGUAGCCCAAGCAGGCCUGCUUGUUCAGAUACUGUGACCAGCUUCAUGGUGUCACUUAGGCUGCUGGCUCUUCAAAGCACCACUUAGACUUGAACAGUGAUUUUCUUUCAUUGACUUUUCCCCUGCUUUCUAUAUGGGUGGGCCUAAUGCACAGAAUCUUUAAGAUUUGCAAUAGCUACAUACUAACCAGACCUGCUCUGUUAUGUUUUGAAGGGUUAACCUUUUUUUUUUGUGCAGAUGUGUUUUGAAGUAAACUUAUUUGUGUUUAUGCAUAUGUUCACAUGAAAUCUUAAAUAAAUUGUCUUAACUGACUAAAUGGUUAAGAGUAAAAACAGAUGUCCUGUUCACUUGAAGGAAAGAUCCGCUUUUAAAACCUU